Pectinophora gossypiella (pink bollworm) is the source of this 3529-nucleotide messenger RNA. It is a transcript of the gene garnet, whose product is annotated as AP-3 complex subunit delta. Gene Ontology annotation, biological process: synaptic vesicle membrane organization; protein targeting to vacuole; Golgi to vacuole transport. Lineage: Eukaryota; Metazoa; Arthropoda; Insecta; Lepidoptera; Gelechiidae. Gene Ontology annotation, cellular component: endosome membrane; terminal bouton; presynaptic endosome. The coding region runs from base 164 to 3028 and encodes 954 amino acids. The record is from RefSeq and is a predicted model, not a curated record. The transcript has 18 exons.
AUUGCAGCCAUGAAAUGUCAUUUCUUUCAUGAGAGUUGUUGAGUUUUUUGACAUGAUAAAAAUUCACGAAAAUCGUCACAAUUUCAGUGCAGUGCGGUCAUGAUUUUGGAUUUUUUUAGUUAUUUUCUGUUAGUUUUAAUGCUUUGAAUAAAAUUUAAACAACAUGGCUUUGAAGAAAGUGAAAGGGAAUUUUGAACGAAUGUUCGAUAAAAAUCUUACUGAUUUGGUUCGAGGAAUCAGAAAUAACAAAGAUAAUGAGGCGAAGUACAUAGCCCAAUGCAUGGAAGAAAUAAAGGUAGAGUUACGCCAGGAUAACAUCGCAGUGAAAGCGAAUGCAGUAGCGAAACUCACAUAUUUACAAAUGCUGGGCUAUGACAUAUCCUGGGCUAUAUUCAACAUUAUAGAAGUUAUGAGUUCAAAUAAGUUCACUCACAAAAGAAUUGGAUAUUUAGCAGCUAGUCAAUCAUUCCAUGCAGAUUCAGAACUCCUCAUGCUUACUACAAACAUGAUUAGGAAGGACUUGAAUGCUCAGAACCAAUAUGAGGCUGGACUUGCACUUAGCGGGCUCAGCUGUUUCAUAUCCCAUGACUUAGCCAGGGAUCUGGCUAAUGACAUCAUGACAUUAAUGAGCUCCACAAAGCCAUACCUGAGAAUGAAGGCUGUGCUGAUGAUGUACAAGGUAUUCCUAAGGUAUCCAGAUGCAUUGAGGCCAGCUUUUCCCAAGUUGAAAGAAAAAUUAGAGGAUCCUGAUCCUGGUGUCCAGUCAGCGGCAGUGAAUGUGGUGUGCGAGCUUGCCAGGAAGAACCCUAAGAACUACCUCUCCCUGGCACCCGUAUUCUUCAAGUUGAUGACUACAUCCACCAAUAACUGGAUGCUCAUAAAGAUCAUCAAACUGUUUGGUGCCUUAACCCCAUUAGAGCCCCGACUUGGCAAGAAACUGAUAGAACCAUUAACUAAUUUAAUUCAUAGUACGUCGGCAAUGUCGCUGUUAUACGAGUGCAUCAACACGGUGAUCGCUGUGCUGAUCAGCAUAAGCAGUGGCAUGCCUGGACACGCCGCCUCCGUGCAACUAUGUGUGCAGAAACUCAGAAUACUCAUAGAAGAUAGCGAUCAAAACUUGAAGUACCUGGGGUUGUUGGCGAUGUCGCGGAUCCUGAAGUCUCACCCCAAGUCGGUGCAGGCGCACAAGGACCUGGUGCUGGCCUGUCUCGACGACAAGGACGAGUCCAUCCGGUUGCGGGCGCUCGGCCUCCUAUACGGCAUGGUAUCAAAGAAGAAUCUAAUGGAAAUAGUAAAGAAGCUGAUGGUCCACAUGGAGCGAGCAGAAGGCACGCUGUACCGUGACGAGUUGCUCACACGCAUCAUUGAGAUCUGCGCGCAGAACAACUACCAGCACGUGCUGCACUUCGAGUGGUACAUCACUGUCUUGACCGAGCUCACCGAGAUGGAGACUAGCGCGAAACACGGCGUGAUCCUGGCGUCGCAGCUGACGGAGGUGGGCGCGCGCGUGGCGGACGUGCGCGCGUUCGCGGCGCGCGAGUGUGCGCAGCUGGUGGCGCGCGCCGCCGCCGCGCCGCCCGGGCCCGCCUCCAGGGAGGUGCUCUACGCCGCCGCAUACGUGCUGGCCGAGUACUGCAGCGAGGAGUCGGUGAUGCGCGAGUCGAUCUCCCCGCUGACGCUGUGCGCGGGGGUGGGCGGCGGCGGCAUGCGCGCCCGCGCCGUGUGCGUGCACGCCGCGCUCAAGCUGGCCGCCAAGCUGCUGCUCGCGUACGAGCGGCGCGGGGACAUGGACGCCGCGCUCUCGGUAAUCCGUGAGACGCUAGCGGGCAUGCGGCCGCUGCUAUGCAGCGAGGACAUGGAAGUACAGGAGCGCGCGCACAACGGCACCGCUCUACUGACGCUCGUGCUGCGCCGGCUGAGCCCCACCGACGCCGCGCUGCAGGACGCGCCGCUCAUAGAGCACCAACACAGCAACGGUCUCGUGGGUAUCGAGAAGGAAAAAGACGAAGGAGCUAUGAACGGCGAGGACAGUCCGCAGGGUUUCAGCGGCGGCUUGAUCGAAGAGCUGGCGGACCUGUUCGACGGAGAACUCAAGCCGGUCGCGCCUAAAGCACAGAAGAAAGUGCCCAUGCCUCCUGAAUUGGACCUAAGUCAGUGGACGUCCCGCGACCGCUGGUCGUCGGAGAGUUCGAGCUCAGAGGACGAGGGCGCCACCGCCGUGUUCACUGCGCCGCAGCCCGAGCCGCGCCCGUUGCAGGCACUCACCGCGGAGGAGCUCAACAUGUUACGCGAGGCCCGGCGAGCGGAGCAGGCCAACAACCCUCACUAUCUGAAGGAUGACUCGCCGCGCUCCUACCAGCAGGAAGACAUUCCCAUCGCUGAAAUUGCCCUCGAGGUGCCUCUCGAGAUACACACCAAGAGAUCUGAUAAGUACUUAAUGUCGAAGGAGAAUACGAAGAAGGCAAAGAAGGAGAAACGGUCCACGAAGAAAAGGAAGAGUAAAAAGGAGAGACAGUCUUCCGAGUCUGAGAGCGAAGAGGAGCUGUCGGUGUCGCGGCCGGCGGUGGCGGCGGGCGGCGAGCUGCCCGAGGGCGCGGCGCCCUCCGACGACGAGCCCGCGCCGCCGCCCGACGACCCGCACCGCGCGCUCGACCUCGACCUCGACCAACCUCUUCGCGAGGACGAACUGUUAACGUCCAGAAUACACCAGUACCCGUCUCCUGAAACCGGUUUGCUCAAUAAGAAGUCGAAGGAAUCCAAAAAGUCCAAAUCCACAGAAAAGGGUUCCACCGACAAAUCUGUUAAGAAAAAGAAAGAGAAGAAGGCAAAGCACAACAAAGAUGUCAAUCUACUCGGAGAUAAUGGUGGAGAUGAUUUAUUAAUAACUAAUGAUAAUAAUGUAAGCAAAGCUAAAAAGAAGAAAUCGAAGAGAGAAGAGAAAGGCGCAGACGGCGACCACGUCAAUAGCAGUAGGACCGAAAAACACAAGAAGACUAAAAAGGAACCGAGGCUAUCGAUUAUUUAUUGACCUUGAAAAUCAUCGAUACUAUUGUUUUUUAAACUAUCGAUACUUGUUUGAUAGUGAUCGAUAAGCAACACUACACCAUUUCCCGAUAUGAUUAUGUUUGAUUUUCAUUAAACGAAGAAAUUUAAUUAAUUUCAGAUAGCAUGAAACUAAAGUCGGGUAUGAAGAAGCUUUAGGGAUAUCUACGUCUAACAAAGAAGUUGUAUAGUUAGUGUAUAUUCUAAUGAAUUAUGUUACAAUAUUGCAUAUUAUUAAUUGUCCUUGAUUCUUGUCACCUUAUUCAAGCUGUCUCAGUGCAAUUGUUGAUUUGAACAACUUAGUGUUUAAUGUUUUCAUUAUCGUUAGUUUCGUAAAUAUUAUAAGACAUUGUUUUCAUUCAUAUCUCAGUGAAACGUGUCCAUAUAACAAAUUAUGUAAUAUUUCCUUAAGUCAAUGUAGCUAUGAAAUAAAAAAAAUAUAUCUAUAUGAUCAUGUACAGGUUUAUUAAAAUGAUUUAUGCAAAAA